UCUAGUCUGGCCAGAUGCUGCCCUGAGAGGGGACGGAAGACACCGGCAGGGCUUGGGGGCCAUGGGGCAGGGGUUUGGCACGGGGUCCCUGGCCUCUGCACCCUGAUAGCUCCAAGCCAGAGGGUGCAGGACCAGCUCCUAGGGGUUGGGGGAGGAGAGGCUGAGCUGCCCAAGCUGGAGACAGCGUGGGAGAGGACCAGGACCCAGAGCCCUCCCAGCCCCCCAGGCAGGGGCCACCGGCUGCACUCAAGCCUUGACCUCAGCUGACCCUGGGAGCCCACAUGGGGUAUAGGGUCUAAUUUUAGCUCCAGCCAGAAGAUCCACAGCCCAGGAGUGCCUGCCAGUGGGCACAGGGUGGCCAAGGCUGCUCAGGGGCUGCUCAGGCAGGGGGAGAACUGGGGAGACCAGCCCUGCUUCCAUACAGCCCUGCACCCUGGCCAAGUUGCCUCCUAUGGGAGCCCUGACGGGUCCCCCAUGGCCUGGCAGACGGCCCUCCUCUCUGUUGAGGCCAAGGUCAGGGGACGUAGCCAGGAGGCCAGAAGGACACUGCUUUGCAGUCUGGACAGGGGUUGCAUCAGCCUGAGCAGUGCCCAGGGGCAGGGGACCCCGCUGGGAGGGCAAAGGCUGGCUUGGUUGUCCAAAAGCCAAGGAAGCAGAGUCCUGACCACAGGAAGGCAGGGCCACAGAGCUGGGACCUACGUGGCCUCCCGAUGCCUGGCCUGUGACUUGCUAUUUCAUCUUACACAGGCAGCCUGCCUUUGAUGGGCCUCAGUCUUCCUAUCUAUACAAUGAAGGCACUGACCUAGAAGGUGGAUCCCAGCCCCAGAGGCCCACCCUCACGCCCCUGCUCCUCCUGCUUCGUGGCCCUGGCUAUGGGUGGCCACAUGCAGUCAUGGAGAAGAAAGUCCCUCUGGCUGGCACUGUCGGCCUCCUGGCUCCUCAUCCUGCUGGGAGUCUUUCCCCUUCUCCGCCUGGCAGUGCCUGCCAGACCCCGGGCAAGGGCUCCCCAAGGCUGGCCCCGCUGGCUGGACGCAGAGCUCCUGCAGAGUUUCUCCCAGCCUGGGGAGCUCCUGGAAGAUGGCCCUCAACCUCCUCAAGCACCCCGUGGUGGCAGUUGCAACUGGGGAGCUUGCUUUGAUGCCUCGAAGUGCAGAGAUGGCGGCCUCAAGGUAUUUGUGUACCCGGCAGCUGGACCCAUCUCUGAGACUCGCCGCAGGAUCCUGGCUUCCAUUGAAGGCUCCCACUACCACACGGUCAGCCCUGCCGAGGCCUGCCUCCUCCUCCUCCUCAGCUCGGACACCCCGGCUGGACAGUGCGAGCCAGUGCCCGCACAAUGGGAUGGGGGCAGGAACCAUCUGGUCCUCAAUCUCCACCCAGCCCCUUGCCCCCAGACUGUCCAGCUGGGGCAGGCAAUGGUGGCCAAGGCCAGCCCAACAGUGGACACCUUCCGGGCCGGCUUUGACGUGGCCCUCCCGCUUCUCCCUGAAGCCCACCCAUUGCGAGGUGGGGCACCUGGCCAGCUGCAGCAGCACAGCCCCCGCCCCGGGGUGGCUCUGCUAGCCCUGGCAGGGGAGAGGGGCCGGUGGUACACAGCAGGCACCAACUCCUCUGCCUGCCCCUGGGAUGGGCACUGUGAGCAGGACCAUGGACCCAAGCAGACCCCCCCUGGGGCAUUACUACCCAAUGCCACCUUCUGCCUCAUCCCUGGCCGCAGUCCUGAUGCCUGGCACUUCCUCCAAGCCCUACAGGCUGGCUGCAUCCCUGUGCUUCUCAGCCCUCACUGGGAGCUGCCCUUCUCCGAGGUCAUCGAUUGGACCAAGGCAGCCAUUGUAGCUGACGAGAGGCUCCCACUUCAGGUCCUGACUGCCCUCCAGGAGAUGCCCCUCACACGGGUCCUUGCCCUGCGUCAGCAGACCCAGUUUCUAUGGGAUGCCUACUUCUCCUCAGUGGAGAAGGUCAUCCACACCACUCUGGAGAUAAUUCAGGACCGGAUCUUUGGAGCAUCUGCUCGCCCCUCACUACUGUGGAACAGCCCUCCAGGGGCACUCCUGGCCCUGCCCACUUUUUCCACAAGCCCCGUGGACUUCCCCUUCUAUCACCUGCAACAGGGCUCCCGCCCUGUGGGCAGGUUCAGUGCUCUGAUUUGGGUGGAGGCUCCAGGCCAGCUCCCUCUGAAGCUCAUCCAGGUGGUGGCAGGCUCCCAGCACUGUGCCCAGAUCUUGGUUCUCUGGAGCUGUGAGAAGCCACCCCCACCCAGGUGGCCUGAGACAGCCGUGCCCCUGACAGUCAUUGGUGGGCAUAGGAAGGCCAGUGACCGCUUCUUCCCGUACAGUGCCGUCAGCACCGAUGCCAUCCUCAGCCUAGAUGCCCACAGCAGUCUUUCCACAAGUGAGGUGGACUUCGCUUUUGUGGUGUGGCAGAGCUUCCCGGAGCGGAUGGUCGGCUUUCUGACGUGGAGCCACUUCUGGGAUGAGACCCGGGGUGGCUGGGGCUACACUGCAGAGAAGGCCAAUGAAUUCUCCAUGGUUCUCACCUCAGCUGUCUUCUACCAUAGGUAUUACCACACCCUCUUCACCCACUCCCUGCCCAGGGCUCUGAGGAGCCUGGCAGAUGAGACACCCACCUGUGCGGAUGUCCUGAUGAACUUCCUAGUAGCAGCAGUCACCAAGGUGCCCCCUAUCAAGGUGCCCUACGGGUCGCGGCAUCAGGAGGCCAGACCUCCACUGGCACCUGGGAGUCCGGGGCUCAGGCAGGAGCCGCAGCCGGCAGCCCAGGAUUGCAUCAACCAGAUGGCGGCAGCGUUCGGCCACAUGCCUCUGGUAUCCUCUCACCUCCGUCUGGACCCAGUGCUCUACAAGGACCCGGUGUCCGUGCUGCGUAAGAAGUAUCGCAGCCUGGAGAAGCCCUAGGAAGGACCAACUGAGACCCAACUUGGCUCCCCGGGGGGGCUGCACUGCCUAGAGGGGAGGGGAGGCUCAGCCCCGUAACUUGGAUAUCUGGAGACCCAGUCGAGGCUGCCAGUCAGCCAGCACGGCAGAUCCCGAUUGGCCAACCAUAGCUCUAGCGCCCCUAGGGCCGAGGACUUGCCCCACCCUCUAGUCCAGCAGCAGGUCCCAGGUGAGCGUCCCCGGCUCUGCGGCUCUGCCUCUGCCUUCGCAGACCCCUUGCCUGGAAUGCCUUUCUCGGCUUCUCUGCCGAGCUGACCUCUACUUGUCUUUCAGAUCCCCGCCUUCUCCACGAACUUGCCUGGCCCCCACCCCCGCCCCAGAUGCUCUAAGCCUUUCACAGCCGGGUAUGUCCCGCAAUCCCGACGCUAUUCGUGCUGCUUUGCAAGGUACACACGCCAUCAGGCCCCAAGACUGGCCGGAAGGUCGGGGCCGCGUCCUCUUCUCUCUAGCCUAGCAGGUGCGCCACAAAUACUUGACGAACAGAUAGAUGGAAGAGACACCGACUACGUGCCGGGCUCUGUGCCGACAGGGGGCGAGAGCGUGAACAAGGUGUUCCGAGUGAGACAAAACUCCCCGAAGGCAGCUUCCUGCAGACACCUGGAUUGCCAGGCGCAAUCCUCGCGCCCCAGCAAUGGAACAAAGAAGUGCCGGGGAGCCAGUUUCGGGGCUUCCCCUUUCGGACCGGGCGGAACAGAGUUGGGAGGCGAGAAGGCGGGAUGGGAACGCUGGUGGCCCUGCCUAGCCCGGGACCCUCGAUUGAGGCACUGCCGUCGUCCUGCAUUACCAGCCUGGGGCACUAGAGGCCAGCACCGCGCUGCGCUUUCUCCGGUCCGAUAGGGAAUGGAGUUUUGAACGCCCAUCGGGUCGGAGAGCAGACCAGGUGAGGGACCUGGAAGUUGGCGUGCAGCCCGAAGCCUGAAAACUUGGGCGUGAAGAGAAAGGAAUCAGAAAAUGACUUCACCCCUUCGGCCCCCAAACUUAGGACUAUAGAGACAUUUCUAGGUGGGCUAGGUGGGAGCAGGGGCAGUCCGAGCUCCCUGGUGGUGAGAGUGAGUGGGGGAAGGGAUGCUAGGUUCUCCUGGGUUCAUCCACCUGGAACUGGAAUUAUCACUUCCGAAAUAAAGCUUGUGUCCUUGCCCUCUCA
Molecule: messenger RNA, 4092 nt
Organism: Vicugna pacos (alpaca)
Lineage: Eukaryota; Metazoa; Chordata; Mammalia; Artiodactyla; Camelidae
Gene: EXTL1
Product: exostosin like glycosyltransferase 1
Cellular component (GO): membrane
Molecular function (GO): glycosyltransferase activity
Source: RefSeq, a predicted model, not a curated record